UCAGUCCUGCUGUGUUAUUAGUGGUGCCGAGAGCGACCUUCCCCCGUGGGGGUGCCCGGUGGCCGUGAGGAGGAGCGUGUUUGUCAUUUCCAGAGAGCGCUUGCUUGCCUGUCUGCGGGGCUGGGGACGUGCCUGGCCCCUGAGCUCACUCCCAGCGCCGUGACUCAGGGCGCGGGCACGCCGGGAAUGUAUUAAUAGCUAUUGCUUUCUAUCGCCUGCCUAUCAAGUAGUGCCUUAUCAGAAAAUAGAUCGGGCUGGCGAGGCUGCCUGCGUGUUGUUUACAGCUCCUGGGGUCUGGGCGGUAUUUCCCUGAGCGCCGUCCGUCCGUCCGUCUGUCCGGCACUGAGCACGGCUCUGGGCAGCACGGCCGCGCGCUCCUCUGAGUGUCCCAGAGUGAUGAAGGCUGAGGAUGAUGCUGAGGAUGGGGAGAGCACCCUCGGGGAGCCGAGCUAAGUGAGGAUGGAGCAGGAGGAGCCGCGGGCGGCGCAGGACAGCGGUUCCUCGCCGUGAGCGGAUGUCACCGGGCUGGUGGCUCCUGGCACCUCGAGUUCAGCAUGAUUUGUUGGUUCUCUUGUGCAGCCAAGGACACACUGAACCCAGACUGGAGCAAGUACGAUGACAGGCUAAUGAAGGCAGCUGAGAGGGGCGAUGUGGAGAAGGUUUCAUCCAUCCUGGCCAAGAAGGGGGUCAGUCCCACCAAGCUGGACGUGGAGGGGAGAUCCGCAUUCCAUGUUGUAGCAUCAAAGGGAAACCUGGAUUGCUUGAACACCAUCCUGGUGCACGGAGUUGAUAUCACAGCCACUGAUGCUGCAGGCAGAAACGCCCUGCACUUGGCUGCCAAGUAUGGCCAUGCUUUGUGCUUGCAGAAGCUCUUGCAGUACAAUUGUCCGACAGAGAAUGUGGAUCUCCAGGGAAGAACUGCUCUUCAUGAUGCAGCCAUGUCGGACUGCUCCGCCAGCAUCCAGCUGCUCUGCGACCACGGCGCCGCCGUCAACUCCAAGGACGGGGACGGGAGGACACCGCUGGUGCUGGCCACGCAGAUGUGUCGCCCCACGGUGUGCCAGCUGCUCAUCGACAGGGGGGCCGACGUCAAUGCCAGGGACAAGCAGAGCAGGACUGCCCUAAUGUUGGGCUGUGAAUAUGGCUGCAAGGAUGCCGUGGAGGUGUUGCUCAGGAAUGGUGCUGAUGUUGGUUUGACUGAUGGCCUUGGCCAUGACUGUGCUUACUAUGCCAGGAUUGGGGACAAUAUUGACAUUUUGGCUUUAAUAAAAGCUGCCGUUGAGGACUCCAGCAGAGGAAGAGACAGCAUCAAGAGAGGGCAGGCUGAGCAAAAGGUCUCCAGCGUGUCCCAGAAGUGGGGCCGGGGCUAUGGAGCACAGGAGGAGCUGCAGCUGUUCCAGAAGGAGCCCAGCACUCAGGACUUGGAGCUGGAAAACCAAGAUUUGAAGGAUCGAAUGAGGGAAGUGCAGGAGGAGCAGAGGAUGCUGCUGGACAGAAUCAGUGGGCUACAGCUGCAGCUCACUGAGAAAGAUGAGUUGAAGAAAAUCCUGACUACCAAGGAAAAGCAGCAGGAAGAAAGUUUAAGGACUAUUGAAGCUCUCAAAGCUAAACUCAAGUAUUAUGAAGGUGACUCUGCGGGGUCUGGAGGUAACUUUGGAAACAGAAAAGAAGAUUUAUUACUUAAACAAGGCCAAGCAUUUGCAGUGGAAUCCCAGUCCCGGUCGAUGCUGAGGCCCCUGGAGCUGUCCCUGCCUAGCCAGUCGCCCAGCUCCGAGAAGGAGACUUUGAAGAAGGAGCUGGAGAGCCUGAGGAGCAGCUUUGGUGCAGCCAAGGAGGAGAUCAGCAAGCUGCAGAGGGAGCUGGCCCUGAAGGCCUCGGAGUGCAGAGCUCUGGUCUCAGAGUGCGAGAGGAGCAAGGCCGAGUCUGACAGCCAGGUCAGGCAGCUGGAGGACGCCCUGAAGGACGUGCAGAAGAGGAUGUUCGACUCUGAGGGCAAGGUGAAGCAGAUGCAGAGCCACUUCCUGGCUCUCAAGGAGCACCUGGCCAGCGAGGUGGCCUCGGGGAGCAGCAAGGUGACGGAGGAGCUGAAGGAGCAGCUGCGGGAGAUGAAGGCCAAGUACGAGGGAGCCUCUGCCGAGGUGGGGAAACUGAGGAACCAGAUCAAGCAGAACGAGUUGCUGGUGGCAGAAUUCCAGAGGGACGAGGGCAGGCUGGUGGAGGAAAACAAAAGGUUGCAGAAGGAGCUGGUGAAGUUGGAGGUGGAGCGAGAUAAAAGGGGCAGGAAUGUCACGGAGUUGGAAGGGCAGCUCAGAGAGACGGCGGCCAAGCUGGCCCAGUCUGUGAGCGCAGAGCAGUUUGAGAACAUGAAGGGUUUGCUGUCAAACGAGGUGAAUGAGAAGGCAAGGAGGUUAGCAGAGGUGGAGGGGGAGCGGGAGAAGCUGCAGGCAGAGCUGGUGCUGUUACAGAGGGAGUCUGAGAGCCAGAGAGCUCAGCUGGCACAGCAUGUGAAGGCAGAGGAGCACGAGCAGAUGAGGAGUGGGUUUGAGCUGAGGAAAGAGGAGCUGGGGAAGGCAAUUUCUGAGCUAUCACAGAAGAAUGAGACUCUGCAGAAGGAACUUGAAAGAUUGCAGGCUGAUAACAAGGUGCUGAAGCAGCAAGUCCAAAUGCUAAAAACUGAAAUUAAAAGCCAGAAUGUGCCUUUAAAAAUUCAUGAGGAGUUGAAGAAAGCAAACGAUCUGGCUGUGGGUGACCUGACAAAAAAGCUUUUUGAAAUAACAAAGAAGUACAAUGAAAGCAAAGCAGAAGCUGAAAAGUUGCUGGCAGAGAAGAACAACUUAAAUGAGAAUAUCAGCCACUUGCAAGCUGUGUACCUGUCUCCGGAGCAGCACAAGAAAGAGCUGGAAGCUUUAAAAUCUAAUGGGAUUGAGCUUGAGAAGCAGCUUGCUGAGCUUCAGAAGAAAUAUGAUGAGGAGCAGGCAAAAGUGGGCAAACUGGUGGCUGAGAACACAGGCUUGAGGGAGACCCUGAGGGAUCAGUACGUGCUGGCCACCACGCACGAGGAGGUUAAAACUGUCCUCAGCAGCACCCUGGAAAAGACCAAUGGGGAGCUGUCAGACCUGAAGGGCAAAAUUGGAGAGAUAAAGCAGGAGUUCCUGAGGGUAAACGAAGAAAACGGAGCUUUAAAAAACAAGGUGAAACUCUUACAGAACCAAUUAAAAACGGAGUAUAUCAGUUUAAAGGAUCAUGAAGCCAUGGUAAAUACUUUAAAUAAAAGCGUGCAGGAGCUGCAGGAGAGCAACGCUGCCGUUAGGGCUGAGCACCAGAGGGGGCAAGAUGAAAUCUUACAGUUGCACGCAGAAAUUGAAGCGCAGAAGAAGGAACUGGACACGAUCCAAGAGUGCAUCAAGUCGAAGUACGCCCCGGUGGCCUCCUUUGAGGACAGAGAGCAGAGCCUGGAGGGCACGGUGCAGGAGCUGAGGGCACAGCUGCAGGAGCAGCAGCAGAGGUGCAGGGGCAGCGAGGAGGAGGCGCAGAGGUGCAGAGAGGAGAGCGAGCAGCUCAGGAGCGGGCUCCUGUCCAUCCAGAACGACCUGCAGCACAACUACGUGCUGGCGGAGAAAUGCCACCAGCUGGAGAGGCUGUGUGCCAGCAGCAUGGAGGAGCUGGGGCAGCAGCUGAGGGCCCUGCUGAGGAAGCACACGGGGCACGAGGGGCGGCAGGACGGGGCCGUGGCUCACGAGGUGCCGGCGGAGCGGCUGCAGGCGCUGAGGGAGGCUCUGGGCCGCACUGUGGAGGAGCUGCAGCAGGCCCUGAGCAGCAAGGAGGAGCGAUACCGCGAGGAAACGCUCCGAGUCGGGGAGCUGCAGCAGGAGCUGGCCCAGCUGAAGGAGUCCUCGGUGUCUCUGGUGGAGUACACCCAGCUGAAGGAAGGGCUGGAGGGAGAAAUGGCGGCUGUCAAGCGCGGCCUGGAGGAAAAGGAGGCGGAAACGCGGGCGAAGAGCGAGGAGGUGCUGAGGCUGCAGGAGGAGCUGCGGCGGAGCCAGCAGGCCCUGGCAGAGCUGCAGAGCCAGGAGGUGGUGGCCGUGGCAGAGUACAGCUCCAUGAAGGCUGCCCUGGAGGCCCAGGUGAGCAGCAUGGCCGGCCACCUGGCCAGCAUGAGCCACAAGUACGAGCAGGCCUGCGAGGAGGCCCUGCAGGCCAGGAGGAGCGAGCUCUCCCUCAAGGACGAGAAGGAGCUGCUCCAGCUCAGGAGCUGCAGCAUCGAGCAGGAGAUCAAGGACCAGAAGGAGAGGUGUGACAAAUCGCUGACAACCAUUAUUGACCUGCAGAAGAGGAUCCAGGAGUCUGCCAAGCAGGUGGAAGCCAAGGACAACAAGAUAACAGAGCUGCUGAACGACGUGGAGCGGUUGAAGCAGGCUCUCAGCGGCCUGUCCCAGCUGACAUACACCACUGGGAUCCCCUCCAAGAGGCACAACCAGCAGGUGGAACUGCUCCAGAGCCAAGUGAAAACACUCCAGCAGCAGCUGGCUGACGCCACCCGGCAGCACCAGGAGGUGGUGGCAGUGUACAGGACACACCUGCUCAGCGCUGUCCAGGGUCACAUGGAUGAAGAUGUGCAGGCUGCCCUGCUGCAGAUCAUCCGCAUGAGGCAGGGCCUGGUCUGCUGAGGCUGCUGAGCCUGGGGAGUGAGAACUGCAGGGCCCUCGUGCUGAUACUGAAUUGGUGAUGCUGGUAAAGCUGCACUCACAGCCUCCCAAUACCAAACAACUCUCCAAGCUGAAGCAUUUUCUCCUCAUCAAACACUAAACCAGGGCUAUGGCGUUUCAGGCCUGGCGCUUUUUUCAUGAGAUGGAUAACAUCUUCUAAAACUGUCAAAAUGAUGACAUAGAGGUUAAAUUAUUUUAAUGUCUGAUUGACCACUUGUUAAAGCAGGACCUAUACCCAGAAGCUCCAGCUGAUCCUUGAACUUGAACUCUCAUGGGAUGGUUAAAAAUAAACUGUGCAGAGCAGUGUGGCUGAGUGUUGUAGCUGUGGAUGUCCCUUAAUGAUUAAGAGAAAGUGGCUCAUUUGUCACACUGGCUGAGCAGGAUGUGCUGUGACACACACAGGAAGGUGUUUUGCUGUCUCUUGUAACUUGGCUGGCCAAGUUACAGCCUUUAUUUAAUAUAUAAGCUUAAGAUUUAGUGCCUUCGCUUCUACAAGACUUAAAAAAAUCAGGUUUUCCAUCCAAACACUAACACUCCCUGCCCCCAAAGUGUCCCUGAAUGCUUCAGUCCUGACUCCUGCAGGCUGGAGUGGCCUGGUUUGGGGAGCAGCAGUGCCAUGGUCCUGCUGCUGCUGCACAAUUUCAUUCCUCGUCAGGGUGGGACUGAGCAGCUCAGUGGGGCAGCUCAGGUACUGCAUUUUCAAACACCAGCUCAUGGAAGUCUGAGCUGGAAAUGAUGUGCUUUAAUCUUAUUUAUGGGGGAAGAUGUCAGUAGUGAGGAUUAAUGGAAGGAGAAUUUUAAUUGCUGGAAUCUCCCCAUGAAACAAGGCUUCAUUUUUAACUGAAGGAUGGUUUCCAUAAGGAAGUUUUAUGGAAAAAAAAAAAAACCAUGAAAUUUGUUACUGUUCAAGGGAAGUCUUUGAAAAAUGAGCCUGUUAAGGAUCAGGGCUGUUUAAAUUGAGUACCAGUGAGUGCUGACCUCAGUCUGCUUUUUAAAAGCCUUUGCUGAUAACCACCAAGGGGGAAUGUGGCAUCCUGAUGCAGAAAAGCCAAACUUCCUCUCCAAGUUCCUGAAAAAUGAGGGCUGAAGUCAGAGUUCCCUGCUUUGUGGUGUUUGGGCUCCCCCAGCUGCCCCUCCAGGCCUUGGGCUCCUUUUUUUACACUAGAGUUGUGUUUAUCUCCUUUUAUUUUCUCCCUUUUUGGGCAGAGUCUUGUAGGAUUGAAGAGGCCACAUGGAGGCUCCAGACAGUGAUGGAUGUGCAGGGCAGUUUUUAUAUAGAAAUACCCUUAAUAUAUUUACUAAAUAUGUGUCUGUAGUAAAACAGAUCUGCUGCUGCUUUCCUUUAGUUUCUUAGAGGACUAUUACAGAAAACAUCUCAGAGUAAAGAGUUACUUUUUAGCCAAAUUCUUUUAUGAUUGCAUUACUUGAAAUUUAUUGGAGAGGAUUUGUUUUGUUGUACUAACUGGCCUAUUUUGAUACUGUGUUUCCUUAUCCAGGGAGUCCUAGGUAUGUUUUUCUAAAUCUCUCCCAUAUUACAACAUCAAUAAAAUGGUUUCUUCUUUUU
Camarhynchus parvulus is the source of this 6270-nucleotide messenger RNA. RefSeq names its product uveal autoantigen with coiled-coil domains and ankyrin repeats (gene UACA). Lineage: Eukaryota; Metazoa; Chordata; Aves; Passeriformes; Thraupidae. The record is from RefSeq and is a predicted model, not a curated record. Gene Ontology annotation, molecular function: actin binding. The coding region runs from base 555 to 4667 and encodes 1370 amino acids. The transcript has 18 exons.